Molecule: messenger RNA, 562 nt
Organism: Ciona intestinalis (vase tunicate)
Lineage: Eukaryota; Metazoa; Chordata; Ascidiacea; Phlebobranchia; Cionidae
Source: RefSeq, a predicted model, not a curated record
AGAAUACGAAUCACCUAUCUAUUAUAUUUAAAUUAAUUUAAGUUUUGUUUUAUAAAACAUGACUACAGCAUGGAGACAAGCUUUGGUCAAAUUAGAUAGUCGUUUGCAGUCUCGAAUGUCUGAUAAAUUGAAGGAAAGGUGGAAUCACCCUGCAGGCUUAAAAACAAUCCAUUUCUGGGCACCAGCAUUUAAAUGGUCACUCGUUGUUGCUGGAGUGUCUGAUUACUUGCGCCCGCCAGAGAAGUUGAGUUUGAACCAGUCAAGUUCGCUUAUGGCAACAGGACUAAUUUGGUCACGAUACUCAAUGGUUAUUACUCCCAAAAAUUGGUUGUUGUUUUCAGUCAAUAUCUGCCUUGGUCUGACAGGAGCAGUCCAAGUUGCUAGAAUUUUAAGGUAUCAACAAAGUAUCAAAGAAACAGAGAAGAAAUAACACAAUUCUUUUGUGCUCUAUUUAAUUUAUUUUACUGAACUGCCACACAUUAAAACUUAAGAAUUUUUCGUUUUUAAAUUGCACAAAAUAUAUUGCAGCUUUAUCAAUAAAUUUUGUUAUGUUUUGGUUCAC